This is a messenger RNA of Columba livia (rock pigeon), 1671 nucleotides long. RefSeq names its product growth hormone receptor-like. The record is from RefSeq and is a predicted model, not a curated record. Gene Ontology annotation, molecular function: protein binding. Lineage: Eukaryota; Metazoa; Chordata; Aves; Columbiformes; Columbidae.
AUGACAUAUGGUGACCCCGACGUGAUCCUGCAUGAAGAAGGAUCUCGCAUGAAGAAGAGACAGCGGCGAAGCCGUGACAGCCGAAGACGAGCUGUGGAGACGGAGCCCGUGCUACCUGAUCCCCCUGUCCACCUUAACUGGACUCUGCUAAAUACUAGUCAGACUUGGAUCCAUGGGGAUAUCCAAGUAAGAUGGGAACCACCACCAACAGCUGAUGUUCAGAAGGGAUGGAUUACUCUGGAGUAUGAAUUGCAGUACAAAGAAGUUAAUGAGACAAAAUGGAAGGAGUUAGAACCCAGGCUCUCAACAAUGGUUCCACUGUACUCUCUGAAGAUGGGAAGAGAUUAUGAGAUACGAGUCCGAUCAUUUGGGGAGUUCAGUGAAAUCCUUUAUGUAUCUUUUUCUCAAAAAGGCAUUGAAUUUGUUCAUUGUGCUGAAGAAAUUGAGUUUCCGUGGUUCUUAGUUCUUAUCUUUGGAGCAGGUGGGCUGGCUGUAACACUGAUCUUAAUCCUGUGGUCCAAACAACCAAGGUUAAAAAUACUGAUUUUUCCUCCUUUUCCAUUUCCAAAGAUUAAAGGGAUUGACCCAGAUCUCUUGAAGAAAGGAAAGCUAGAUGAAGUUAACUCCAUCUUAGCCAGCCAUGACAACUACAAGACACAUCUAUACAAUGAUGACUAUUGGGUUGAAUUUAUUGAGUUGGACAUAGAAGACCCCAAAGAAAAGAACAGAGUCUCAGAUACCGACAGGUUCCUGAUUGAAGAUCAUCUGAAGUCGCAGAGUUGCUUGGGAGUGAAGAAUGAUGAUUCUGGACGGGCCAGUUGUUGCAAACCAGAUAUUCCAGAGACAGCCUUCAGUGCAAGUGACACAUGUGAUGCCAUCUCUGAUAUUUAUCAGUUCAGAAAGGUAACCAAAAAAGAAGAGGAUCUCUUGUGCCUUCAUAGGAAAGAUAAUGAAUCCCUUCCAAGUCUUGCCGACACAGACACCCAAAAGCUGCAUACUAAUGCUCAGUCCAAAAAUAGCCAGUUGCGGCCACCUUUUGCAGACAGCUUUGAAUCAGCUAGACCAUUGAUCCAUACCCAGCUAAGUAACCAGAAUUCGUUGACAAAUACUGACUUUUACACACAAGUGAGUGAUAUUACUCCAGCAGGCAGUGUUGUACUUCCACCAGGGCAGAAAUCCAAGGUGGGAAGAGCACAGUGUGAAGGCGGCACAGAACAAAACUUCACCAUGGACUACUUCUGUGAGGCUGAUAUGAAAAAAUGUAUUGCUGUGACUUCCCACGAAGAGGAUAAGCCACAUGUUCAGGAGCAAAGCUGUAAUGAGGACGCUUACUUCACCAUAGAGAACCUUACCACUACUGGCAUCAAUCUUGGAGCUUCAACAACAGAAACCCCAAGUUCAGAGAUGCCUGUCCCAGACUACACAUCUAUUCAUAUCGUUCACUCUCUACAAGGCCUUGUGCUCAAUGUAACUGCACUGCCUGUGCCAGGCAAAGAAUUUUACAUGUCUUGUGGUUAUGUGAGCACAAACCAGCUGAACAAAAUCAUGCCAUAGCUCUUCUUUGACUAGAUGUGUGCAGUAUUUCACAGCAGAGUCAGCUUGGGCUUGUAUACUGAAACCAAAAUGAAGUCUAAAAAUUUCUUAUGGUUCUUAUAAUUUUAUCUGAAAUGU